CUACUCUUUUAUUCAACUAACGAAAGAUAUGUUACAAAUUACCAGAGUCUUGCUUGACUUCAUCCUUGUACAGAAGCAAUCUGCAAAAACAAAGGGAAAACGAAACAUCCUGUGAAUGCUCUUCUCAAUCAGGACAAAGUCUAGGAUGACUCAAAUCUCGAUCAGGUGUCACGCAACAACAACAAGCAGCAUUAUCAAAGAAUCGGUUAACGUUUUCCACUUUCCGAUAUGUCUCUGUUACUGUGUCAUGCAUUUGCAUAGGAGUACGACGUUUGGAAGUAAAUAACCCAGUGACAACAAUCACAAUAAAAUAGAGGUGUUCUAUACACACACAUUUCCAAACUUGUGUUGCGCAUUGCGACAACAGCAUACAACGAAUCGAGAAGCAUUGCAUGACUACGUAUUGCGGUUACCAGCUGUGAUGGUUUCGAAAUAAAAAUAACAAAAAAAAAAAGGCAUAAAGACAAGAGGUAUACUCACAUCCUUUCAAAGUUGCGUCGUCGAUGAAGGUCUGAUCGGUCUCAGUCGUCGACAGCUAGCUUAUAAGACCCUUCAUUUUUGUUUUAUUUCAAGGGAAGGAAGGAUCACGUGAAUGCAUCGUGGACAGCUUCUCCUUUCGCAGGAGCAGCAUGUGAAAUGCGAUACCUCUUGCCGACGCGCUCUUUUUUCUUCUUUCUUUUGGUAUGAUAACACAACCGCGAAACACCCGUCUGGCUUUUUCCAAACGCUCUUUGGGAACACCAACCACACACACACAAAAAAGAAACCGUUAUCGCCCUCGCAAGAUGAAUUUUCGACUGGUGGUAUACGCUGUCUGCCACGUACGAGCUUCCAGCAGUGAGUGUGCCACGUAAGAGCCAAGUGAUGUGAGUAUUUCAAACCAUUUCUUGUGUUACAGUGUAUCUUAUAGCUAAAUGAAAUGCGGGCAUGUAUUUGUUUUAAAUUCUUUUUAUUGUUUCGCUCAGAUGAGACAGCAGAGACAUGGUAGCCGAUUUCGAAAGAGUGAUACCGUAACCGCUGUGCUUUCCAUUCCCAAUGAGUCUUGCAAUAUUGUACACAUUGCCGGGACAUCGUUCUAUUACUUGCCUGGGUUCGAAGCUUAUUUCACAUAGCUUCGAGCACUCGAAGUUAUAAUAAUUGUGCGCGACAUUUGCUUCUUUCAAGCAAUGCCAUAGUUGACGUGUAUCAUUUUGCGACAGAUUUACUCCGUAUCUCGUCGGAUGACCAUUGCUGAGCCAAAGGCGUACGGCAGUUACUGCAGCUGGACAUCGGUGGACGUAGAUGUUAUGGUCAAUCUGAGUCACGGUAGUGCAUUUUCCCUGUUUCAGUGUUGGUUUUGUAAAUUCUGUUGUAGCUACGAAAACGAACAGGGAAACAGCACUCAGAAAGGACAAGGUGUAGCAGAACAUCUCCGGACAUCUAUUUACCAUGACGACCUACAGUAAAAUGAGACAACUCGUCAUGGAUUUCAAUAUUUAUUGGUAUGAGGACGGCGACAUUUUCCUUGGAGUUGAUGAUCCUGGGUAACGUCCCGCAUGCCGCACACAUCAUCACCCGAUUGAGACCAGGAAUCGCCAGCGUUGGCUGGCUGUUCGACAUCGGACCAGUGAUCGCCAGUCAUUUCGUCGUCGGUGGUGGCAGGUAGUUCUCCGGAACCCAAGUCCUUCUACGACUUCCAGAAGGUUGCAACAGUCGGUCCAACGUGUCCGAAGGAUCAUCGUCGUCAUCAUUGCAUCAGUGUACAAGUAAGCAUCAUGUCUUCGUCGAUCUUGCAUAAACUUGACAAGUUAAAGAAAUGUGGAGAGUUUCAAAAAAUGGCGACAAUUCCUAAAAACAUCAAGUAUGAUGUGGUUGAUGUUAACAAAAUUGAAACGAGGUAUGGCGAGGCGGUCUACGUAGAAAUUAUGAAGGAUCACGAGCACGUAAAGGUGUUCCUUCCAGCUCGGUUUCAUAAACUAAGCACUCAAGACAUCGAAGACAUGAGGAACACGAGCGGACUCUGGAUGGAGAAGAAAGAGCGAGUUGGAAAAGAGGGGAAACGUCUUCUUUCGCCAGACAUCGUGUUCGGUCAAUCCGAGUAAAAAAAUAAAAAGAAAUGGUGACAUGCCACCUUUGUCCUCCGGCCGAUCGGCAGCACUACACAACAGCGCUGGGACUUCAAGUUCAUCUGGCUAACGUUCAUAACCUUGCAACACCCUGUAUCCCAUUUUGUGAGACACUCUGUACGCUCCGCAACUAUACCAACCGCUAUGAGCUUCAUCUACAUGACAGAGACGACGACGGGCAGGAUGUCAGCACAUUCUUUCAUGAAAACGGACGCUACCUUGCCGGUGUACUUCGACAUUUCGGAUUUCCGUUACGCUUUUAUGUUUUGCUGAAGGCGGAACUCGGUCGACAUACGCCUGAGGAUGAGAUCAUAUUUGUCACUCAAUUUAUUCCUUCGAGUGUGCAUACGCUGUGGUCGGAACGAGACGUAGAACGUGCUGUCAUUGAAGUAGGCACUGAAGUCACCAACAAUUUAGAAAAGCUUGAAAUGCAAGGGUCGGGAUUUUUCUUAUUUCGAAUUCACGCCUGCAUUCUUCAUGUCGGUCGUCUCGCGCCACAGCUCAUUGGUUGUACCGACUUUGAAUUGCCAAACGAAUUGAAAAAAAAGUGUCGGUGUCUUCUGAGUGUCGACCUUCACGAGGAUAGUGAACAGAACAUGUGUUUCGCAUUUUGCGUACUUGCCGGUCUACAUCCUGCAAAGGGUUCUUACAGACGCAGAGCUUCAUCCUACAGGUCAUACCUGUCUCAAUAUGUAUUUCCAGAGACGUUUCCUGUAGUGUUCCCGAAAGAUGUAGAAAUGUUUGAGAAGCAGAACGAUGUGAGCAUUAACGUGUACGGUUAUGACAAAGAUGAAAAAUAUGUUUACCCGAUUAAGGUUGUUGACGACCAGUGCAAGAAGCAUGUCGAUCUACUGCUGAUUGACUUCCAUUUUGUACUCAUUACUAAUUUCAAUGCUUUGUUCACACCACCUGGUUAUUUUCACUGCAAACGGUGUACGAUGGGUUUCACCACCCCGGGUGUACUCGCCGAUCAUCUACUAAUGUGUAAACAACAAAAAGUGUCCAAGACUAUUUUUCCAAAGAAGGGUGAGACACUGUCGUUUGCCGGAGAGCAUUUGAUGUCGGAAGUUCCCUUCUACUGUGUAUGCGACUUUGAGAGUGUACUAUCACCGUGUUCGGGAGGCGGGAAUGUCUACGAGGAACACAUCCCUUCAUCCUUCUGUCUCCUCGUCAUACGCUCGUGCGAUUCGUAUGUCUUGAAGAAACAUAUUUACCGUGGUGCAGACUGCGUUUCCGUUUUCAUGGAACUAUUGCGUAAGUUGCAUGAUGAGCUGUAUGCGAUGUUGCACGAGACUGUGCCCUUGCAAAUGACCCCAGGAGACGAACUCGAACAUUCUGAAGCCACUCACUGUAACAUCUGUAAAGAACCAUUCACUAAGAAGCAGAAAGUGCGAGACCAUGAUCACGUAAGUGGAGAAUUUCGCCAAUCAUUGUGUCAGGGAUGUAAUCUGAAACUGCGGAUACCACGGAAAGUGCCCAUCAUUGCACAUAAUGCCAAUUAUGACCUCGGAUUCAUAGUAGCUCAUCUGCACCUGCUUCGGAAGACAGAUAUCAGAGUGAUAGCCUCCAGAUGUCAAAAGUUUAAGGCUAUAGACAUUGGUGUGUUCCGCUUCAUAGACUCGUUAAGCUUCCUCAAUGCUAGUCUCGACACAUUGAUGAAAAAUCUAUGUGACAAAGGUGAAUCUAACUUCAGGUGUCUGCGUCAGUUUUUCGUAGAGGAGGACUACUUCAGGUUGGUUGUACGUAAAGGGGUUUUCUGUUAUAACUACGUUACCUCUUUUGAACGUUACGACGAGCCCUGUUUGCCAUCACGUGACCAGUUCUUUAACCAACUGAACGGAUCAGAAGUGAGCGAGGAAGAUUACCGCCAUGCGCAAAAUGUGUUUGAAAAAUUUCAACUGAAGAGCCUGGGCGAGUACUCGGAUUUGUACCUUCUGACGGACGCAUUGCUUCUGGCAGACGUGUUUCAAAACUUCCGAAUAUGGGCGUUGGAGACGCACAAAAUUGAACCACUUCAUUUCGUGUCACUCCCGGGACUAAGCAUGUCUUGCGCACUAAAAAUGAGCCGGAUUAAUCUGGAUUUAAUCCACGAUCCCGAUGCCUAUCUGUUAAUUGAACGGGGCCUGCGUGGUGGUAUGACCCAGUGUUCAACGCGAAUGGCCACUGCAAAUGUCCCAGGGACAGAUCAGUACGAUCCCGAAAAACCAAAGACCAUAAUUCAUUACAUGGACAUAAAUGGACUCUAUGGCACAGUGAUGCGUGAACCACUCCCAUUCGGAGACUUUGAAUGGCUGUCACCCGAAGAGGUUGCAGGUUUAGAUGUAACCCUUGUUGCAGAUUAUGCAGACGUUGGUUAUUUUUUAGAGGUAGACCUGGCCUACGUACAAGAGCUCCACGAACGACAUAAAGAUUUACCGCUCGCGCCCGAAAAAAUGAGCCUCCCGUAUGAGUUGCUUUCGGAUUAUCAGAAAGACCUGAUGAAAAAAUUUAACCUCCCACAGCAUGAUAUAGAACCGAAAUUACUCCUUACACUGCUUGACAAGAAGAAGUAUUUUCUUCAUUAUCGCAGUCUAAAGUUGUACCUACAGUUGGGUCUUCGGCUCGAGAAAAUUCACCGGGUGCUCAGGUUCAAACAAAAACCAUUCCUGCGAUCCUAUGUUGACUUCCAUCAUGAACUACGCAAGCAGGCAACCAAUACCUUCGAACGUAACCUGUACAAGUGUUUAAUUAACUCCGUAUAUGGGAAAACAUGUAUGAAUGUACGAAAGUUUGUCGACUGUCGCUUAGCAACUUCCGAGGAGCAAGUGUUGAGAUUCUUGCGUAAACCGAACCUCAAACAAUUCAGGGCUCUAAGCUCUAACGUAGUCUUGUUUCAGUUCGCUCAAUCGAUAGUCCGUAUGCGACAGCCUCUGUACCUGGGGUUCACUAUUCUCGAGCUGUCUAAAGUCAUGAUGUAUGACUUUUAUUAUAACAACUUGCUUCGGGUAGCCCCGGACACAAGGCUCUUGUAUAUGGACACAGAUUCUUAUAUCGUGAUGCUGAGCGAUGAGAAGGCCCUUGCGGAGCUCGCCGAUACCCACCUUGAUACAUCUGGUCAUUCUUGUGAUGACUCGAUGUAUUCUACGAAAAACAAGAUGGUGCUAGGAAAAUUUAAGAACGAAAUGCCCCACGACCACAUCCUAGGGUUCUGUUGCCUGAAACCAAAGCUCUAUGCACUAGACCUCCAUAGUAAAAGACGAUACAAUCGUGCUAAGGGGGUGAAACAAUGUGAAGCCCAGAAGUUGCAUUAUUCAAUGUACAUAGACUCUCUUAAGCUUGGUGAAGUGUACAAAGUUUGUCAGAACCUCAUUGUGCGCAAGGAAAAUAUAAAUAAAAGUGUAUGUGUUACGAAAGUAGCUUUAAAUCCCCUAGACACAAAGCGUUUCAUUUGUGAGGAUGGUAUCCACACGUUACCCUUUGGGUACGCAUCCAAUGGAAAGAUGUAGACAGUUUUUAUGCAUAUGUUUUCCUACCUGGCUGUUGUUGUUGUAAUGCUGUUUUUUAUAUAUAUAUAUAUAUAAGAUUGUGCCUGUAACGACAUGGAAAUAAAUACAAUUUUAUUGUGUCAAAGUACACUGCAACAUGA
Molecule: messenger RNA, 5730 nt
Organism: Ornithodoros turicata
Lineage: Eukaryota; Metazoa; Arthropoda; Arachnida; Ixodida; Argasidae
Exons: 3
Coding region: 2096-5590 (1164 amino acids)
Biological process (GO): DNA replication
Molecular function (GO): DNA-directed DNA polymerase activity; nucleotide binding; DNA binding
Source: RefSeq, a predicted model, not a curated record